UACUAGCGUCUAUCGUCGGAUACAUCUCUGGGCUCGCGCCGCACUAGACAUUCACGGUUGACGACCACAACCCGUCAGGAACGGUGCACGAGCGAAAAGAUGUUAGACGCACGCAAGUCACAUCUGGAAAAGUGGGACAACCCCGCAUCUUUGGUUUUGGUGUUUUUGGCGCACUGCAUCAUGUUCAUCCGCUCGUUUUCUACUCAUCAUUUGGCCUCAUCGCACUUCAGCCAACAUUUUCUUCUCUCGCUCACUUUUGAAUUUCCACGGGCACAGCAUCUAAGCUAUAUUUUCAACAGGGAUCUUUCUUGCAGGAGUGGGAACUAUCGUGGUCAUGUUUUUGUCUGUUCGCGCGCGUACGGGCCCUCGCCGCAUGAUCACCCAAUUUCCUUUUCAGUUUCAUUCGAGGGGCAACCGUUUUGUAAGAGAUACCUCGCUAGACCGCGCGUUUGUUUCUUGGAUCAUUUCCUUCGAUUGGCGAAUACCCCCCAAAUUUGGCAUAUUGCAUUUGCGCAUACCAUCACAUACCACACUACAUCAUAUUACUCGACUUGGAUUGAGCGGUUUGAGCGAUUCACAAGUUGGAUUAUUGGCGACGAGGGAAAGAGGCAUGCAGCCAAAACAAUUGUAGCUAGCCAACAUUUCUCCUUGCUUCUUCCCACCAGACAGACUGCGCACCACAGUUCUCUAUUUCCUUUGUGAUACCUUAUACCUACUCUCCUGUUUCUUUUGUUCGCGCUCUUGCGCUGUAGACUGGCCGGAUCGGAUCGGAUCGGCUCUGGGAUUCCCUUGCCCCCAGAUUGUACCUUGUAACCUUAUAAUACGCACUGCUUGCUGCCCAGGAUUGGCAUGCCACACACUUGUACACUUCGCCGCUUUGCUUUCCGUGGCAGGACG
Messenger RNA from Paraphaeosphaeria sporulosa, 897 nucleotides. RefSeq lists its product as uncharacterized. The transcript has a single exon. Bases 100 to 702 code for a protein of 200 amino acids. The record is from RefSeq and is a predicted model, not a curated record. NCBI's taxonomy places the organism in Eukaryota, Fungi, Ascomycota, Dothideomycetes, Pleosporales, Didymosphaeriaceae.